Metarhizium album ARSEF 1941 is the source of this 2223-nucleotide messenger RNA. RefSeq names its product oligosaccharyl transferase STT3 subunit. Gene Ontology annotation, cellular component: membrane. Gene Ontology annotation, molecular function: dolichyl-diphosphooligosaccharide-protein glycotransferase activity. The transcript is spliced from 4 exons. Bases 1 to 2223 code for a protein of 740 amino acids. Gene Ontology annotation, biological process: post-translational protein modification. Lineage: Eukaryota; Fungi; Ascomycota; Sordariomycetes; Hypocreales; Clavicipitaceae. The record is from RefSeq and is a predicted model, not a curated record.
AUGACGACCGCAGCCCCAUCACGCCUUGAUGGUGUCAAUAAAAAAAGCACAAGGACACUCUUGAGGGUCGUUAUCCUUCUGUUCAUUGCCGGCGCCGCCAUCUCAAGUCGAUUGUUCUCUGUGAUUCUCGACCCCUGGUUCAACUUCCGAGCGACCAAGUAUCUCGUUGCCAACGGAUUCUAUAAAUUUUGGGAUUGGUUCGAUGACCGAACAUGGCAUCCUCUGGGCCGUGUCACCGGGGGUACUCUGUAUCCAGGUCUCAUGGUUACCAGCGGCGUCAUCUACCACGCCCUGAAGGCGCUGGCCAUUCCCGUCGAUAUUCGUAACAUUUGUGUCCUGCUUGCUCCUGCUUGCUCAGGUCUUACUGCCUACGCGGCAUACCUCCUCACCAAUGAGAUGACAAUAUCUCCAUCUGCUGGUCUUCUUGCUGCCGUGUUCAUGGGCAUAGCCCCAGGGUACAUCUCGCGAUCCGUUGCCGGAAGUUACGACAACGAGGCCAUCGCCAUUUUCCUUCUCGUCUUUACCUUCUACCUGUGGAUCAAGGCACUGAAGCUGGGCUCUAUGCUCUGGGGUGCGCUGUGCGCUCUCUUUUACGGCUACAUGGUGGCAUCAUGGGGUGGUUACGCCUUCAUCACCUGUCUUUUGCCCCUCCAUGCCUUCGUUCUCAUCUGUAUGGGCCGCUACAGCACUCGGCUUUACGUCAGUUACACCACAUGGUAUGCUCUGGGAACCAUCGCUAGUAUGCAGAUUCCCUUUGUUGGUUUUCUGCCAGUGAAAACCAGUGAGCACAUGCCCGCGCUAGGCAUCUUUGGCUUCCUCCAGUUGAUCGCGUUCAUUGAAUAUGUCCGAUCCGCUAUUCCUAGCCGCCAGUUCCAGACUUUUCUUGUCACCAUCCUCAUCGCCACUUUUGGCGUUGGCUUGAUUGCUCUCGUUGGUCUUACCUCCUUGGGCUAUAUCGCGCCGUGGAAUGGUCGCUUCUAUUCCCUUUGGGACACCGGCUAUGCUAAAAUCCAUAUCCCCAUCAUUGCUUCCGUAUCCGAGCAUCAGCCUACCGCCUGGCCCGCUUUCUUCUUCGAUCUCAAUUUCCUCAUCUGGCUCUUCCCCGCAGGUGUCUACAUGUGCUUCCAGGACCUCCGCGAUGAGCACGUCUUUGUUGUCGUUUACGCAUUGUUUGGCAGCUACUUCGCGGGUGUCAUGGUUCGACUCAUGCUGACUUUGACUCCUAUUGUCUGUGUUGCUGCCGCCAUUGCUUUGUCGAGCCUGCUCGACACCUAUAUCUCAGCCAAGUCUCCUAGCCCCGAGGAAGUAGCAAGUGCCACCGAGGCGGCCUCCAAGAAAUCACCGAAGCCAUCGGCUGGUCUCAGGGGGAGCGGGAAGCCAAUCAUUGGCAUCUUCCAUUCAUCCUCCAAGAUUGUCGUCGUUGCCUCUGUCAUUGUGUAUCUUCUCAUGUUUGUUAUGCACUGCACCUGGGUCACCUCCAACGCCUAUUCCUCUCCCUCGGUUGUCCUGGCAAGCCGGCUGCCAGAUGGUAGCCAGCAUAUUAUUGAUGAUUACCGAGAGGCGUACCAGUGGCUGCGACAGAACACCAAAAAGGAUGCCAAAAUUAUGUCUUGGUGGGACUACGGCUACCAGAUUGGUGGUAUGGCUGAUCGACCAACAUUGGUUGACAACAACACCUGGAAUAAUACCCACAUCGCCACUGUCGGCAAGGCCAUGAGCUCGAGAGAAGAAGUCAGCUAUCCCAUCAUGCGACAGCACGAGGUCGACUAUGUUCUUGUCGUCUUUGGUGCCCUCCUGGGUUACUCUGGUGAUGAUAUCAACAAAUUUCUCUGGAUGGUCCGUAUCGCUGAGGGCAUCUGGCCCGAUGAGGUCAAGGAACGUGAUUUCUUUACGGCCCGUGGCGAGUAUCGCGUCGACGGAGAGGCGACUGAGACGAUGAAGAACAGCUUGAUGUACAAAAUGUCGUACUAUAACUACCACUCUUUGUUCCCUCCCGGCCAAGCCGCUGACCGCGUUCGUGGUGUGCGUCUCCCUGACCACGGCCCAGUACUGAACACUCUGGAGGAGGCUUUCACCAGUGAAAACUGGAUCAUCCGAAUCUACAAGGUCAAGGAUCUUGACAAUUUUGGACGAGAGCACGCCGCUGUUGCGGCAUUUGAAAAGGGACAGAAGAAGAAGAAGGCCAGCAAGAGGAGAGGCGCCCGUGCCCUGCGGGUAGAGUGA